GGUUAACAAAAGGUAAAUUCCUAAUAUACCCUGAUGGUGGGUCUAUAUAAAGAAGCUCUAGGAUUGGUCCUCUCUCAACCCAUACGUAGAAUCUCUUAGCCAUCACAGAAGGGGUCAAGAGGGAGAAACUCAAUUCCGGUGAUUACUACUCCAGCGCCGCCGCCGCCGCUCUCGUCAUGGAUCGAGGUAGGUUUCCCCGAUCUAUUAUCGAUUCGUGAAAUCAUCUAAUUCUAAGAUCCAUGUUAUUAUGAUCUAUGUUUAUACGGUGGAGAUAAUGAACUUGAUAGUUGUUUUCUAAUGCAUUUGGAAUGCCAGAAAUUGGGUUGUUUUUUAAGCCACCUUGUUUUCCACCUCGGUCUUGUUGGCCUAGGAUUCGAUUUUCGUUCUUGGCUGUGAUCAGUCAUAUAUAACUCUAAUGUAACUCUUUUUUCUUGAUAAUACGAGUAAUCUCGAUAGAGAGAAAAAAAAGUAGUUUUGAGGUCACAAUCACUGAAGAGGAGUCUGGAACAGUCACAAGUACCAACUCCAGGAUGAAAGCAACUUAUCAAGAAGGGAGGGAAAAAGAUGGACAGGCUGCUUAAUUAUUCACCACAGAUCAUGAGCACUGAUAAAGAUUGGACCAGAACCAGUGCUGCCAGGCCGGUGGAAGGAUGCUGCAGUAUAGCCAUUGAGAGUUCUUGCCCACCACCACUUUCCCAUGUGGGGGAAGCUACUAGGAGUGUACUAGUUCGACUUGGUUGAUGUUUGCCGUCUGAUUGAUACAGUGCACAUGCUGACAUGUCAUGAUCAAGGGCUGUGAUCCAUCCUCUGCAAUAAUAUCAUGAGGCCCAGAUUCCUCUCCCAGUUCCCCUCAUCGCCUGCCCGACGAUUCAGAAACUAUUGCGUGGGUGGGACGACGGUGGAGCUUUUCAUCGGUGAUGUUAACUAUGCAGAUAACUGAUGCACUGCUAUUGGAAGAUGGGUUUUUUAUGGCUCAGGUGUCUUCUGCUGGCAUUGGAUCAUCAUGUGAUGGUUUUUGCGGUGUUGAUAAGAUUCAUGAUCUCAAUAGUACUUGUUGACUCUGUCAAGAAUCCAACGUUGAUGGAAGGACAAAAGAGAAGCAACGAAAACUAUUUAUCAUGAACAAUUUUCAUGUGGUUGGAAUGACAUUCUAGGACACACUCUUGUGUUAUGUAGGACUGGUUAUGGAUGAGUGUUAAGGUUAAAAUGUAUAAUAAGGGUGAGACAUCAAACACCUUGUUCGGUUCAGAUCCUUUGUGUAGUAAAGUGUCUCAAAAUAUAGGUUUGAUGUUUGCAUUGGUCGGAAUAUCGUGUGUUUAACAAAUGUGGUUGUCGUGAUUCGAACGUAAGACAUCUCGGUUACAGAAGGAUCUGAUGCUAGGGCUAGAAAAAUAGACCUGAUGGUCGUUUGAAAAACAGUGUGCCGAACCAGAUUCCACAGUUUGGUAUGGACCAUAGAUUGUUUAGAAUGGUCUGUUUUAUAGGUUGUAUUGAUCUCUUGGUCUGGUCCGGACCGUGGUUUAUCAUAUCAAACCAUGGAUCUAACCUAAUUCUCGAUUCGUGUUAGUAGCUCACCCAGUCGCUCUUUCAACUCCUCAACGACACCCAAGUCUCAACUAAAAUUUUGUGUAUUUCGUCACCCCCUUCAUUCAUAAACAUCACUCAGCCACAGAGUAGAGACAAUCGUGUCUCCAUAUGACAAUAUGUUUUGAUGUUAUGGUGCAAGUUGGAUUCCUUUGACUUUAUGUUUUUGUUAUCUACUUGGAUUUAUGGUAUCAAAAUUACGCAUGCGUGUUGGAGUUUAAGUUCUAAGGGACAAAAAGAUUAUUGAUUGGUUAUUGAUUGAUUGUGGUUAACUAAACAAAUUAUUCAUUUUUAUUUUAAUGUGCUCUGCAUGGUCCCGACCACACAGGCACGGUCUGGUAUUACACCAUUUAGUAUUUGAUCUAGUUUUUUGUCUAUGCUUUAUCUUCUAGGUCUGGAGGACCAUCAACCUUAUGUAUGGUAUGGUCUAGGCCAGACCACAAAAUUUCUCGACCCAAUAUGAUAUUAUGUCAAGCAUAAGUUGUGGCAUCAAGGAUGAAAACCAUAAUGAUGUUGAUGUGGAGCUUGCAAACUACCACAUAUGAAUUGCAUGACAAGGUAAGUGUAACUUUGUAUUGACUUGUGUAAAGCUUAUUUUAUAUCAAUGUUAGAGUUUAAUUCUCUUAAAAAAGUGCGACAACAAUACCUAGAAUAUAUUGUAAAUCUAAUUGGCUUAAAAACAAUAGGGCAAGACUUUGUUCCUCAUGUCAUGUUGACUUAUCACGUAAGAUGUACAAUUUAAUCUUGUUUGAGGUGCCAAUGAGUUAUUAUUAGGGGUGGAUAACAAUUCGGUCUAGACUCUAGACUAAACCAAAUUGAUAUUGAAUUGAAUUGGAUCAAUUAUAUUUUGAUUUAAUUUCGAUCCUACGAAUUAUAUUAAGUAUGAAGGAAAAGUAAACCAAAGCUAAAUUUGUAUUGGACUGAGUCAAACCAAAUGAACCAAAUCUAAUUUUGAUUAUGAUUCUCAAUUUUUCUUUCAUUUUAGUCUGAUUUUAUCCCGAUUUGAUCCGGUUCUGAACAUAAUCAACCGAUAGCCACCUUUAUUAUAUGCCAAAUUUGGGUUGGACUUAAACGAUGAGGACUCGAGAGGCAGGAGAUGGGCUCAUGAGUACAACAGAAAAUGUACAAGCAUAGUCCAAUGCUCUUAGCCUCCUUUUAUGAAUUGCCCAGCAGGCCCAAGAACGCCCCAGGUCCACUAACCCUUCCUUUCCCUCUUUUCUCCUCCGACCGACGUCCGACGGCGAUGAUCACUCUUGUUGGCGCCGGCGCCAAUUACUGCGCCUAAAGACGAAAGAAGGAGAUGGAAGAGGAGAUCGUCGCCGGCUUUGAGGAUUGUGAAGGACUGGAAUUGGAAGAGUCUUUCUGUAGCGUAUCGAUCGAAUGGAACGAUUUCAGACCACAGAGCGGAGUUGUGCCAGAAUUCUCCGUUGCAUCAUGCUUUGCAGAAAACGUCGGAGAUAUUUUGAUGAGGGGGGAAACUCAGAGAAUUGGGCAAGCCACCGUCAUUCUUUGAAGAAGAAGCUGAGUUUGCCUGUGUUAGACAGGUACUCGGCCGCGGGAAUACGAUGACCUAGGUCUUUGGGAAAACGCCCCCUGGUUCAAGUUAAGCCCCCUGUGACCUGGUUAAUGUGUUGAAUUAUGAAUUUCAUUGCUUCAACAUUUACGUGAUCUGCAAUGAACUUCUUCCAUUUCGAGUUUGGUGUUAUGCCUGUUCCUCUUUGCCACCAUUUGGCAAAGUUCAUUUGUGUACUACUCUGUGCUUUUGUUCAUGCUGGUGAGUUUAGGCUUUUGUUCUCGGUGAAUGUAUUUGGGUUUUUCAAAAGAUCCACACUUUUUCAUAGAUAUUACUUAUAAUAAGCUAUCUGCUCAUGAGAACAUUUCGCCUCUAAGAACCUGGAAGUUGACUGUGUUGGGCUCCUUAUAUUUGUUGUAUAGUACUUGCUAAUAAUUCAAGGCUUUGUGUGUAAAAAUUAUGAUUAUCCCAUCACUAAAACAAUGUUUUACUACUUUUAGAUGUAAAGGUUCUAAGUAGAGACUAGAGAAACACAUUAAACAUCAUUUUGGUAUAGAAAAGUUUCACUUGCUCUGUUAAGCUUGGGGUUGACGUGUUUCUGAUGCAUUUUUGUUCUCCUUUGUAGGUUUCUAAGGCAAAAGUGUGAACUCAGGAAUUACAUCUUCAAAGGUCGGCCAAGAAAAUGCAAAAGGCUACGCCAGUGGCUGCCUAGGAACGAGGCAAAUCUAUAGUUGUAAAUGAUGUUCUCAACUCGCCCACUGCCUAGAACCACUGCAGAAGGUAUUACAUAUUAGCAGAACUAUGGCGGGAAUGAUAAACAGCUCCAUGAUUUUUUUUAAUUGGUGGAUGUUCAGAAUUUAUGGUUUUAGGGUAUUGCAGAUGGCUAGUUGCAGAAUUGAGCAAGAGCUGGAAUAUCAGUGAAGAUGCUCUCAGAUUUCAAGAUAGGAACAAGGACACUAAGCUUUUUACCGCGUCACUCGCCCGCUACAAAGAGCGAAGAAGCUGCAACUGUCGAGCUUACUUCUUCAACAAUGGAUGCUUCGGUUUCAUGGCUCGGCUCACGAUUUGUCAGAAUACUACUUCAGGAAGACAUUGAUCAAGACAAGAACAUGCUGAUUCCCAAGAAGUACAGUGAUGAGCAUUGUUAUGGUCUCCCUAGUAUGGUUACUCUCGAGCUCCCAAAUGGCGAUGCUUGGCUUGUGCAGCUGGUUAGAGAUGAUAAAGGAAGGGUUUGGUUUAAGAAGGGAUGGCAACAGUUCUCGCGACACUACUGUUUCAAACACGGCGACUUUCUGGUCUUCGAGCGUCAGGGCACAUCCCGUUUCCUUGUUCUCGUAUUCGAACGAUCUGCAGCAGAGAUUGACUACUCAAAGUUCCCAGUUGACUGCUCCUGCCCAGAAGAACUAGCUCCUGCUGUUGGAAGGAUGAAGAUGGGGGAUCCCAAAGGCAAAGCUCCUGCUACUGCAGUAGGUUUCACAGACAAUGCUGAAACCCAGUUCAGACCUUCGUCCUCCAACCUUCCAAAUGAUUUUGGCAUUUCAGCUGCUGCCCCAAACUUUCCCACAGAGCAGCCCUUUUUCAGUAAAGUGAUCACAGCGCGUUACAGUUCUAGUAAUGGCCCGAGGUUUCCGCUGGAAUUUGUCCACAAGCACAUCACCAGAUCAAGCGUGGAGUGGCUGCAGCUUAGAGUUGGUGACAGCAUAUGGGCGGUGAAGCUGUUGGUCUAUGACCAACACGGCUACAGCAUGCCGUGCCGAGGUUGGAUGAAGUUUGCCACUGAUAACUUGCUGAACAAAGGAGACAUCUGCAAGUUUGAAGUCACCACCACACCGAAGACACUCAACGUCCACAUCCAGAGACAUCCAAGCUAACCUCUUCCCCCCUGUUUUAGUUAAUGCAAUAGAGAAUUGGCGAGCUAGGAUUGAUGAUGGUAGUAAACAGAGCAGGAUAAC
Molecule: messenger RNA, 5049 nt
Organism: Linum trigynum
Lineage: Eukaryota; Viridiplantae; Streptophyta; Magnoliopsida; Malpighiales; Linaceae
Source: the annotation of a GenBank genome assembly